AAAAAAAAAAAUUUGAAAAUAGAUAUUAACAUCGACGUAACAGUGCCAUAGUCGGUCCGUUGGAACUUAGUUAAAGAGAACUCUUUAUUGUUUUUGUUUUUCUUUCUUAGCCAUAUAUAAAACACAAUCAGCGGGCUCAUUGAGAUCGGAUCCAUCUCUCUCUCUUUACUCUCUCUCUCUCUCUGCUUCUCAUAAUUUCCUCUUUUGGAAAUAACUGAACCUUUCACUCAGAUCUUUUUUGGUACAAAACCCAGGAUCCUAAACGUACCAUUAUUGUACCUACUACGUUUCUUCGAUCCAAACCCACUAAGGUCCACCAUUCUUCUCUGAUUUCAUAAAUAGUUAAGGGUUUAUUCAUUGCCUUCAAUAUCGGAUCUCUGGGAAGGGACUGUUAAUAGGCAUUUUUUUUAGUGCAAUGAGAUCUGCAUCAUAACAUAAUAGUAUUCAAGAGAGGACUGAAAAUUAAGUUCUGUUGAAGAGCUAAAAUGAGAGGAAGAUCUGAUGGAGUGCAAAAGAAGCGUGUGAUCACAUCUCUCUGUAUCGUGGCUAUCUUCCUUGGUUUCCUGUAUGUAUAUUAUGGAUCCAUCUUUGGCGCUCAAAAUCGUGGUUCGUCGGCUCUAGAAUAUGGCAGCAGGUCUUUGAGAAAGCUUGGGUAUUUGGGUAGUGAUGAAGAUGCUGUUGGCAAACAGGAAUCUUCAACAAAAUUUGGGCUGGAUGAUGGAGAUGAUGAAUUUAUAGCGAAGAGCUUUCCUGUUUGUGAUGAUCGGCAUUCAGAACUAAUUCCCUGCUUAGACAGACACCUUAUAUACCAAUUGAGAUUGAAGUUGGACCUCUCUUUGAUGGAGCACUAUGAAAGACAUUGCCCUCCUCCGGAAAGGCGGUACAAUUGCUUGAUUCCUCCUCCACCAGGGUACAAGGUCCCAAUCAAAUGGCCAAUAAGCAGAGAUGAAGUGUGGAAAGCAAACAUACCUCAUACUCACCUUGCACAUGAGAAAUCUGACCAGAACUGGAUGGUUGUGAAAGGUGAAAAGAUAGUGUUCCCUGGGGGAGGCACACAUUUUCACUAUGGAGCUGAUAAAUAUAUUGCUUCUAUUGCAAAUAUGCUCAACUUUUCACACAACAAUUUAAACAACGAAGGGAGAUUACGAACAGUUUUUGAUGUUGGUUGUGGAGUUGCAAGUUUUGGAGCCUAUCUUCUUUCAUCUGACAUUAUAACAAUGUCCUUAGCACCAAAUGAUGUGCACCAAAACCAAAUCCAGUUUGCUCUUGAAAGAGGAAUCCCAGCAUAUCUUGGUGUAUUAGGGACAAAAAGGUUGCCUUAUCCAAGCAGAUCUUUUGAACUUGCUCACUGUUCCCGCUGUAGGAUUGAUUGGCUUCAAAGGGACGGGAUUCUUCUUCUUGAGCUAGACAGGUUGCUUAGACCGGGAGGUUAUUUUGCCUACUCUUCACCUGAAGCCUAUGCGCAGGAUGAGGAGGACCUGAGGAUAUGGAGAGAGAUGAGUGCUCUUGUUGAACGUAUGUGUUGGAGAAUAGCUGCAAAGAGGAAUCAAACUGUCAUAUGGCAAAAGCCUCUAACAAAUGACUGUUAUAUGGAAAGAGAACCUGGUACACAGCCCCCUCUCUGCCGUUCUGAUGAUGACCCAGAUGCAGUCUGGGGUGUGCCAAUGGAAGCCUGCAUCACACCAUACUCUGAUCAAAUUCAGAAAGCAAAGGGUAGUGGAUUGGCUCCCUGGCCAGCGAGACUGACCACUCCUCCUCCCCGACUUGCUGAUUUUGGCUAUUCGAAUGAAAUGUUUGAAAAGGAUACGGAAAUUUGGCACCGAAGAGUUCAGAAUUAUUGGAACCUAUUGAGUCCAAGGAUUGAACCAAACACUCUGAGGAACUUAAUGGACAUGAAAGCACAUAUGGGAUCCUUUGCUGCUGCUCUCAAGGACAAGGAUGUUUGGGUGAUGAAUGUUAUCCCUGAAGAUGGACCCAAAACACUAAAGCUGAUAUAUGACAGAGGACUUAUAGGCACAACUCACGACUGGUGUGAGGCCUUUUCAACAUAUCCUCGGACUUAUGAUUUACUCCAUGCAUGGACUGUCUUCUCUGACAUUGAGAAGAAAGAAUGUAGCGGUGAGGAUCUGCUGAUAGAGAUGGAUCGCAUACUUAGACCGAAUGGUUUCAUAAUCAUUCGUGAUAAACAAUCGGUGGUAGAUUUUGUAAAGAAGUAUUUAACAGCAUUGCAUUGGGAAGCAGUGGCAACGGCUGAUGCCAGGUCAGAUUCAGAUGAGGAUGGGGACGACGUCGUGUUUAUUAUCCAAAAGAAAAUGUGGCUGACAAGCGAAAGCCUCAGGGAUGCGGAGUAAGGAAAAAUUGCCUUGCCAUUUUCCCCGAUUCCAUUUGUGUUCCUCUGCUAAGCCAAGGGACUCAAAACAAGCAUGUCCCAAAGCAGUGAUAUGGUAACAGUUCUGUUUUGUAGCACUAAUGAUGUUUUACAAAUAUACAUAUAUUUUUUUCAAAGAAGAAAUUAUUUGUCUUUCAGUUAUUUGUUAUAAUGAUUUAGUUGAUAAUCCAUAGACUACCUGCAUCAAUAGGGUAUUUAUUCAUCAAAAUUUGUACUUCAAUUUUUUGAAUUUGUUUCGAAUUGUUAUGUAAGCUUCUUUAAGUUAUUGAAUUAAUAAUCAAAAAAUAGAAUUGCUGCUGAA
Messenger RNA from Ziziphus jujuba (common jujube), 2690 nucleotides. Its product is annotated as probable methyltransferase PMT3. Lineage: Eukaryota; Viridiplantae; Streptophyta; Magnoliopsida; Rosales; Rhamnaceae. The coding region runs from base 486 to 2351 and encodes 621 amino acids. Gene Ontology annotation, molecular function: methyltransferase activity. The transcript has 8 exons. Gene Ontology annotation, cellular component: cytoplasm; trans-Golgi network; endosome. The record is from RefSeq and is a predicted model, not a curated record.